Messenger RNA from Closterium sp. Naga37s-1, 2514 nucleotides. The record is from the annotation of a GenBank genome assembly. Lineage: Eukaryota; Viridiplantae; Streptophyta; Zygnematophyceae; Desmidiales; Closteriaceae.
AUGCCCACGUGGCUGACGCUGUCUGACGUCAGCGCGAUUAGCUCAGCAGCAGAGAGCGAGCGAGGGGGCCGCGACGCGUGGGACGAGGCGCGCGCGCGCAGGGAAUGGGGGGAAGAGGCGGCCGCGCCGCAAGGAUGGACGAACUGGAGGGGGGAAAGAGCGCGACGAGGGGAAGCGGAAGGGGAAGAGGAAGGGGAAAGAGCGGAAGCGGGGAAUCCGGAGGAGAACAAUAUGUACGAAGUGCCACACAAGCAGCGGUUCCGAGGUGACCACGAUUUGUCCCCGCUACAGCAGUUUCUGAACUGGGUCUCCCACACACUACUGGGCCGCCCCUCAAGGGGCUCCACGCACUCCGCCUUCGCCAUCUCCCGCAUGGCCUCCCAGUCCGCCCCCAGCCCCGCCCCCUCUGACUCCCGAGCCAGCGCCGUAGGCUCGGCAGCGGCGGGCAGGCCCGUGUUUGCCCGGUCCGACACGUUUUUUCUGCGGGAGAUGCGGGCGUCUGAGCUGCUGGGGAGGGCCGUGGUGGCACCCGAUAAUGGCUACCUGCUGCUGUGGCAGCAGCUCAUCCUGGCCCUCUCCUUCUACUCCGCCUUCAUCACGCCUCUCGAGUUCUCCUUCCUGCCAGUCCUGCCGCCCGGCCUCGCCGUAGCGGACGGCGUCGUGAGCAUCUUUUUCCUCGGCGAUCUGAUUCUCACCUUCUUUGUUGCCUUCAAGGACAGGAAGACCCAGAGCUACGUCUGCGACCACUGGAGCAUUGCCACCAGGUACCUCUGCACCUUUUUCAUUGUGGACCUGCUCGCACUCUUCCCCUGGGACACCUUUUUUCAGCUGGCAGGGGGGGAGGCGAGAGACAACUUGCUGAGGUGGUUCCUGUGGACCCGCGUUGUGAGGACGCGCCAUAUCAUGAACUACUUUCACAGGUUGCAGCGCGACAUCCAUGUGAGCUACUUCGCAGUGCGCGUGGUGAAGCUCAUCUUCAUCGAGCUCUACAUCACCCAUGUGGCCGGCUGCUUCUUCUACUUCCUCGCCACCACCUACCCUCCCGACCAGGAGGGCAGCACGUGGAUAGGCAGUUUGACGCUGGGUGACCUGACGUACACCAACUUCCGGGAGAUUGACCUGUACACACGCUACUUCACAUCACUCUACUGGUCUGUCAUCACCAUGGCCACCAUCGGGUACGGCGACGUGCAUCCAGUGAACGCGCGUGAGAUGGUAUUCGCCAUGGCCUACAUCUCCUUCGACCUCGUGCUCUCCGCCUACCUCGUCGGCAACAUCACGGCGAUGGUGGUGAAGGGGUCCAACACGACACGGUACCGGGAGAAGAUGUCGGCUCUCAUCAAGUACAUGAACCGCAACCACCUGCCACACUCCCUGCGCCAGCAGAUGAGGCAGCACGUGAGGCUGCAGUUUGAAACAGAGCAGGUGGAGGACGAGGUGAUGGAGGAGUUUCCUCUCAGCAUCCGCCACAAGGUGGCGCGCGCCCUCUACCAGCGCGCUGUGGAGGCGUGCUACCUCUUCGACGGGUGCUCGGGAGAAUGCAUUAACCAGAUCGUAGCGCGCGCCACCCCUGAGUACUACUACCCGCUGGAGGUGCUCAUUCAGAAGAACGACGCUGCAGAGCACAUGUUCAUCGUCUGCUCCGGCACUGUCCAGGAAGCUUCCUGCGUGCACGGCGAGGGGACGGACGACGAGCACUGGGCGACCCUCACAGCCAGUAAUGUAGCGCGCGCCACCCCUGAGUACUACUACCCGCUGGAGGUGCUCAUUCAGAAGAACGACGCUGCAGAGCACAUGUUCAUCGUCUGCUCCGGCACUGUCCAGGAAGCUUCCUGCGUGCACGGCGAGGGGACGGACGACGAGCACUGGGCGACCCUCACAGCCGGUAAUAUGUGUGGGGAGGUGGCGCUGCUGUGCAACAUACUACAGCCCUUCACAGUCACGGCCAAGGAGCUCUGCCAGGUGCUGCGCAUCGACCGCCAGUCCCUCUCUAUAGUCACAUCGCUCUUCAUCGUGGAUGGCCGCCGCAUGGUGGACAACCUGCUGCAGUGCUCAGAGGAGGUGGGCAGCAAGUUUGAAGGGUUGGCUGCGGAGAUAGAGCGCUCAGAGGAGGCGGGCAGCAAGUUUGAAGGGCUGGCUGCGGAGAUAGAGGCGCUGGUGGCAGCACAGGAGGCGGACCUUACAGUGAGCACCAUCUAUGCUGCGUGUGUCUCACUUGUGGACAUGACCCCACUCCCAUCACAUUGCACCCUUCCCCCACAGCGGUCGGAGGAGACGGGCAGCAAGUUUGAAAGUCUGGCGGCGGAGAUAGAGGCGCUGGUGGCGGCACAGGAGGCGGAUCUGACAGUGAGCACCAUCUAUGCCGCGUGGACAGGGGAUAUGGCCCAGCUGCAGCAGCUGCUGGCAGCCGGGGCCAAGGCGGAUAGAGCUGACUACGAUGGUCGCACCCCUCUGGUAGGGCCGCCUCGGCUUGUCAGAUGGGAUCUGGCUGGGCUAGGUUUGAGACGGGCUUAG